AUGGACCGGCCGAUUGUCGCGAGGAACUUCGCCGCCAGGGCGGAUUUGGAGCUGCGCUACAGGACCGAGAGAAGGAUCGGCACUGGAUCCUUCUCCACGGUGAUUCUUGGCGAGCAUCGGCGCAGCGCGCGCAGGGUCGCGAUCAAGGUGAUGAGCCGGCGGAAUAUCAUCGAGGGAGGGAUGAGGGAGAAGGUGGCGAGGGAGGUGAGGACGAUGGCGCUGCUGCGGCACCCCCACAUUGUGCGCCUCUACGAGGUUUUCGAGACGCCCAGGGACGUGUUGAUCGUCAUGGAGUACGCCGAGAGGGGCGAUCUCUACGAAUAUCUCUUGGUGCAAAGGAAUCAGCGGCUGGAAGAGGCCGAGGCCCGAUGGUUCUUCCAGCAGCUCAUUACAGGUGUCGAGUACUGCCACAGCAAGUCCGCGAUCCACCGGGAUAUCAAAGUCGAGAACCUCUUCCUAGAUUCACAGCGGCACAUCAAGAUCGGCGACUUUGGGCUUUGCAACACCAUGCAAGAGGGGGGAUUCUUGCGAACGAGCUGUGGAAGCACGCAUUAUGCCGCUCCAGAGCUUCUUCUAAGGCGUCCUUACGUCGGGCCAGAAGUGGACGUGUGGAGCUGUGGAGUAGUCCUUUACGUCCUUCUCGGUGGAUGCUACCCUUUCGACGACGCAAACACCACGACACUGUACUCCAAAAUCCUGUCUGGUACCUUCAACUUUCCUCUCUUUGUUCCAGAUGGACCCCGCGACUUGAUUUCGAGGAUGCUCACUGUGGAUCCCCGCGCACGGAUCACUGUUGCAGAGAUUAAGGAGCACGCAUGGUUUAGAAUCAACAUCCCACCUCACUUAUCGAUGCGAUCAUACUACUCCACGAUUGAUAUGGAUGUUUUAGCAAGAGUUACACAGCUUGGAUUUGAGCGGCAACUGCUUAUAAUGGAUCUGCUCAACAAUGAAUCGAGUGAAGCAGCUGUUACGUACUACAUUAUACUGAACUGUGACCGGCAAAUCUCCGCUGGAUUCGCUUGAUGCCUUGUCUGGGAAGAAUUCCUCUGGUAAACACUUGAGGAUUGACCGAUUAAAGUAGUGUGGACGCCUCGUUCUAGCGUUGGUACUGCUCUGCCAUGAUCAGUAGUAUCAAGGAGCUCCAACCGGUAAACGGCCUGGCUCCUUUACCUUCGCCUUCUUUUGUAUGAUCAUACUGCUCAAAGAUGUAUCCCACUUCGUUGUAGCGCCGUGCAACGUUGCUGUGCCCAAACAACAGCAAUCAAUCAUUCAACCAACACAUUUUGUUUUU
Messenger RNA from Selaginella moellendorffii, 1291 nucleotides. RefSeq names its product SNF1-related protein kinase catalytic subunit alpha KIN10. Gene Ontology annotation, molecular function: protein serine/threonine kinase activity; ATP binding. Lineage: Eukaryota; Viridiplantae; Streptophyta; Lycopodiopsida; Selaginellales; Selaginellaceae. The transcript has 8 exons. Gene Ontology annotation, cellular component: cytoplasm. Gene Ontology annotation, biological process: protein phosphorylation; intracellular signal transduction. The coding region runs from base 1 to 1023 and encodes 340 amino acids. The record is from RefSeq and is a predicted model, not a curated record.